UCCAAGUUGGUUUAUAAAAGAUUGGAACGGCGUUGAAGGAGUCAGUUCCUUCUAGAUGCCAGCGACGCCAUUAAAUAUUCCAUGCCCUUCAAGCUCUCGUCGCUCAUCAGCCAUCAGCAAUGGCGAUGGCUCCUUCAAGCUCCAGUGCAACUUCAUUCUUCCUCUUGUUCUACACCCUUUCUCUUUUUCUUCUCUCCUUCACCUCCGCAGCAACGUCAACUGACACAAUCUCUGCACAACAUUCUCUGACCGGAAACCAUACCAUCACCUCCGGAGUCGGCACGUUCGUGCUCGGCUUCUUCACGCCACCAGGCAGCGGCGGCAACUACUACAUCGGCAUCUGGUACGGUAAGGUCUCUGUGCUCACCCCCGCGUGGGUGGCCAACAGAGUCACUCCGGUCACGGACCCAACCAUGUCGGAGCUUAAGAUCUCUAAUGAUGGCAACCUCGUCCUCCUCGACCAGUUCAAAUCUAUCAUAUGGUCCACCAACGUCACCGCCAUCUCAUCCUCCAACUCCACAGUCGCCGUCAUCCUGGACAAUGGUAAUCUCCAGCUCAGGGAUGGAUCCAACUCCUCGCUCGUCUUCUGGCAGAGCUUUGAUCACCCAACUGACACUUGGCUUCCUGGUGCCAAGUUGGGGUUCAAUAAGAUCACCAAAAGAUCCCAACACCUCACUUCCUGGAAGAAUAAAGUUGACCCUUCUCCUGGGAUCUUCACCUUUGAGAUGGAUCCGACUGGAAGCUUCCAAUACUUAUUUUUAUGGAAUUUGUCUCGGAUAUAUUGGGCUAGUGGACUGUGGAAUGGCCACGAAUUUAGUUCAGUCACUGAGACCCCAUCAAAUUAUAGGGACGAUAUGCAAGUAGUCAAUCAUACAGAUGAGAUUUAUAUCACAUACACGGAAGGUGCCAGUAAUCUCACGUCUAGACUAGUACUGGAUUAUGAUUCCGGCCAGAACCAAGUACUGGUGUGGAUGGAGAUUUCGAAGUCAUGGAUGCUAGUCUGGUCUCGACCAAGAAGCAAGUGCACAGUUUAUGCAGUAUGUGGACCCUUUGGUAGCUGCAGUGACUUCACAAUCACAGCCUUCUGCAACUGUGUUAAAGGUUUCAGGAUCAAGUCUCAGACAGAUUGGGAUUUGGGUGAUAGAAGUCAGGGCUGUGAGAGGAAGACUGGUUUACAAUGCAGUGGUCUAAACAACGAUUCUGCCGAUUCAGAGAAAGAUGGCUUCUUUGAGAUGCCAAAUGUUAGGCUACCUGAUAACCCUAACACUUUGGCCACGGUUGCAAGUAGGGAAGGCUGCGAGUUGGCUUGCUUGAGUAAUUGCUCUUGUAGUGCUUAUUCCUACAACGGUAGUGGCUGCUUUGUUUGGCAUGAAGGGUUGCUGAAUCUGCAAGAACAAUAUAAUCAAUCUGAUGCAGGUACUCUUUACCUACGCUUGGCUGCCUCGGAGUUGCAAUAUUCUGAGAGAAACAAGAAGAGAGUGGUACGUUUGGUUAUCAUCAUUGUUAUUGUUCUGGCCAUCUUGUUUUCUAGCGUUCCUGCCAUUUUGAUUGUGGUAAAGAAGCGAGAAAGUAGGCGGAUGAUUGAGAAAGCAAAGGCUACGCAGAGUCAUCUCGUCUCGUUCACAUACAGUGAGCUGCAACAAGCCACACGGAAGUUCUCAACGAAGCUCGGGAGAGGAGGCUUUGGAUCAGUGUUUAAAGGGUCGUUGCCGGGGUCAAAUGAUAUAGCUGUGAAGAAGCUGGAAGGCCUUUGUCAAGGAGAGAAGCAGUUUCGGACGGAGGUGAGCACUGUCGGGAGGAUCCAACAUGUCAACCUCGUUCGUCUACUUGGAUUCUGUUCUCAAGGAUCGAAGAGGCUUCUCGUGUACGAGUUCAUGUCAAAUGGCUCCUUGGACUCCCAUCUCUUCCACAACGCCCCUUCCUCUCAUUUGAACUGGAAGACAAGAUACCAAAUUGCAAUCGGCAUCGCGAGAGGAAUUGCCUACCUACACGAGCAAUGCAGAGAGUGCAUCAUACAUUGCGACAUCAAGCCGGAGAACAUUCUCUUGGAUGCUUCGUUCAAACCCAAGGUGGCAGAUUUCGGUCUCGCGAAGCUCAUGGGAAGAGACUUCAGUCGAGUCCUCACGACCUUGCGAGGGACCAAGGGCUAUCUCGCCCCCGAAUGGAUUACUGGCGUCGCCAUCACUGCAAAAGCCGAUGUCUAUAGCUACGGAAUGGUGCUGUUGGAGAUCAUCUCCGGAAGGCGAAACUUGGAGCAAACAACAGCAGAGGAAGAUGGCACAAGGUAUUUCCCAACGUUUGCAGCGAGCAAAAUGAACGAAGGCGACGCUGCGGGUGUGCUGGAUAGCAAGUUGGGGCCUGAAGAAGUUAACAUGGAAGAGAUGGACAGAGCUUGCAAGAUAGCUUGCUGGUGCAUUCAGGAUGACGAGAGGUGCAGGCCAACGAUGGGGCAGGUUGUUCAAGUGCUCGAGGGGAUCAUCGAUGUCCAUCCGCCUCCCAUCCCAAGAUCACUUCUGCUUUCUUCUGAUGUUCCUCAGCCUAUCAAUUUCUUCUUCGAGUGCUCAUCAAACCGAAGCACUCAGGCAGCGAACACCACUUCAAAUUGCUCUGAGACCGGAAGCCACACGUCAAGUAGCUCUGAUAAUAAAUGAGAAAUCGUAUGGAAAAUGCAAAAUCAGUAGUUGAAUUAGAAUCAAUAAAUUUUGUUAUAAUAAAAAGGAAAGAACUAGCAGAUUACUUCAAUACAUGUAGCUGCAAGCAAGCAGAGAUGUGUUUCUGCUGUAGGUUGUUGCUGAUUGCCUUGUAGAAUCAGUUGUUUGGCUUCUUUGUUGCUGGUAAUCAAGUGAAUUGAUUGGUCACUCCUAAUUUUUUUUACUUUUAAGAAAAAAACUUGGACUGAAUGACUGAUGAGUCAAUUGUUUAGUGGCCUUCUUUUCCCAGUUGUGGACUUUUCUUCAGCGUGUAGAGCUGUAGUAUAGUUUAGUGGUUAGACUGAUGAGUCAAUUGUUCUUUCCAUGGCAGGCUCACAAAUGUUCCUCUCUUUCCUUAUUUCAUUC
Messenger RNA from Zingiber officinale, 3056 nucleotides. RefSeq names its product G-type lectin S-receptor-like serine/threonine-protein kinase At2g19130. Bases 120 to 2651 code for a protein of 843 amino acids. The transcript has a single exon. The record is from RefSeq and is a predicted model, not a curated record. Gene Ontology annotation, molecular function: protein serine/threonine kinase activity; ATP binding. Gene Ontology annotation, biological process: protein phosphorylation; recognition of pollen. NCBI's taxonomy places the organism in Eukaryota, Viridiplantae, Streptophyta, Magnoliopsida, Zingiberales, Zingiberaceae.